Opisthocomus hoazin is the source of this 3264-nucleotide messenger RNA. NCBI's taxonomy places the organism in Eukaryota, Metazoa, Chordata, Aves, Opisthocomiformes, Opisthocomidae. The record is from RefSeq and is a predicted model, not a curated record.
AUGGAAAAGGCCCUGGGGGUGUUGGUGGACAGCCGGCUGAAUAUCAGCUGGCAGUGUGCCCAGGUGGCCAAGACGGCCGCCGGCAUCAAGGCCCUGGGGGUGUUGGUGGACAGCCGGCUGAAUAUCAGCUGGCAGUGUGCCCAGGUGGCCAAGACGGCCGACGGCAUCCUGGUGAUCCUGAUCCUUACCAAGUAUUAUCAUACUGACAUGGGGAAAGUGCUGGAGAGCUCUUUGUGGAGGUCCUCAGAUUUUGGGACGUUAUACACAAAGUUGAAUCUACAGCCUGGGAUUGCCACUGUUAUUGACAAUUUCUACAUUUGUCCCACCAACAAAAAAAAGAUAAUUCUUGUAAGUUCUUCCCACAAUGACCGUGACCAAAGCCUUUUCAUAAGCACGGAUGAAGGAGCCACUUUCCAGAAACAACCCAUUACUUUCUUUGUGGAGACUCUUGUUUUUCACCCAAAAGAAGAAGAUAAAGUACUUGCUUACACCAAGGAAGGCAAGGUUUACGUAUCCAUUGACUUGGGGAAAAAAUGGAUCCUUCUGCAGGAACGAGUUUCAAAAGAUCAUAUUUUUUGGGCUGUUGCUGGAGUUGAUGGAGACCCUGAUUUAGUUCAUAUGGAAAUCCAGGACCCCAGUGGAGGUUAUCGCUACAUCACUUGCCAGAUUCAAAAUUGCUCUGAUAAGACAAUGACAGUCCAGUUUGCUGGUGGCACUGAUCAGGAUUCCCUGACUGUGCAGGAUGACUACAUAUUUCUUCAGACAACAGCAGCAAAUCGCACAAAGUAUUAUGUGUCUUACCGUCGCAAUGGCUUUGUACAGAUGAAGUUGCCAAAAUACGCAUUGCCAAAAGAUUUACAGAUAAUCAGUACAGAUGAAAACCAGGUGUUUGUGGCUGUUCAGGAAUGGUACCAGACGGACACAUACAACCUGUACCAGUCUGACCCGCAAGGUGUUUACUACUCCAUACUGCUGGAGAACGUCCGGAGCACAAAGCAGCCAGAAGAAAAUGUAAAACUUCCGAUGUGUGUAGUCAGAGGAGUAAAAGGAGUCUUUUUGGCCAACCAGAAAAUUGAUGGGAAAGUUACAACUCUGAUAACUUACAACAAAGGCCGUGACUGGGAUUUUCUAAACCCUCCAGACAUUGAUAUGAAUGGCAAACCGACAAACUGCAAACCUCCUGACUGCUACCUUCACCUCCAUCUCCGCUGGGCAGACAAUCCCUAUGUGUCAGGAACAGUCCAUACGAAGGACACGGCACCAGGGCUCAUAAUGGGGGCAGGUAACCUGGGGUCCCAGCUGGUUGAGUAUAAAGAAGAGAUGUACAUAACAUCUGACUGUGGGAACACGUGGCGCCAGGUCUUCGAAGAAGAGCAUCAUAUCUUGUACCUGGACCAUGGUGGAGUUAUUGUGGCCAUCAAAGACACCUCUAUCCCUCUGAAAAUACUCAAAUUCAGCAUAGAUGAAGGCCAGACUUGGAGUACACAUAAUUUUACCAGCACUUCAGUCUUUGUAGAUGGAUUACUUAGUGAACCCGGAGAUGAGACGCUGGUCAUGACAGUCUUUGGACAUAUUAGUUACCGUUCGGACUGGGAACUUGUGAAGGUGGACUUCAGACCGUCCUUCCCCAGGGAGUGCACUGAUGAUGACUAUGAAUCUUGGGAGCUCACAAAUCUACAGGGUGAUCGUUGCAUCAUGGGCCAGCAGAGGAGCUUUCGGAAGAGGAAGAUUUCAUCGUGGUGCAUUAAAGGGAGAAGUUUCACAUCAGCUUUCACAUCCAAAGUCUGUGAGUGUGUGAACUCGGAUUUCUUAUGUGAUUACGGGUUUGAGCGCUCUGCACCAUUGAAGUCGGAGUUGAGCAAAUGCUUUGCUGACUUUUGGUUUAACCCAGAAGCACCUCCUGAAGACUGUGUGCUGGGGCAGGCAUACACCAGCAGCACUGGGUACAGGAAAGUUGUUUCUAAUGUGUGUGAAGGUGGUGUAGACCUGCAACAGAACUUGGCACAGCAUAUGUGUCCAUUGAUUGCCCCCAGGGGACUUCAGAUCAGCAUCGGAGAAGAAAGUCUGGCUGUUAAGCCUGGGGAAGACAUCACCUUCAUCGUCAGACAAGAGCAGGGUGAUCUAUUGAAUACCAAAUAUCAGGUGGAUCUUGGAGAUGGCUUUAAGGCAAUAUAUGUGAACCUUACGAUGACUGGAGAACCCAUCCGUCACCGCUAUGAGAAUCCUGGGAUUUACCGUGUCUCGGUGAAGGCUGAGAAUGUGGCUGGGCAUGACGAGGCUGUGAUGUUCGUCCAAGUCAACUCUCCGCUGCAGGCUUUAAAUUUAGAAGUGGUUCCAGUUGUUGGGAGAAACCAGGAGGUGAAUCUGACAGCCAUCAUACUGCCUAAGAACCCUAAUUUGACAGUCUUCUACUGGUGGAUAGGAAACAAUCUUCAGCCGCUCCUUACAUUGGAAAGUUUUCUGGUGACAAAGUUUGCUGAGACAGGUGACGUCAGAGUUACAGUGCAGGCUUCCUGUGGGAGCUCCAUGCUUCAGGACUCUAAAGUUGUCCACGUUUUUGAUCAUUUUCAUGUUCUCGCUCUGAAGUUUACUAAGCACCUGGACAUGUACAACCCUGACAUACCGGAGUGGAGGGAAGACAUAGGGCAGGUCGUAACACGACUUCUUGCAAAGGAAACCAAGAUACCCGAGGAAACACUCAUGACUGUUGUGAAACCUGGUCUGCCCACAACUGCUGACUUGCAUGUGCUACUGCCAGCAAGCCAACCAAAAAGGAAGAGAAGUGUAACUAGCGAUAAGAGAAUAGCGACUAUAAAGCAGGCGUUGAAUGCACACAACAUCAGUUUCUUUCUGAGGGGAGGAUACUGGGUCUUAGUGACUUUAGCUGACUCUGGUUCAGACUCUCAGAGGAUUGGAGGAGGCGGUGGCUAUUGGGCUAUUGUGGUUCUCUUUGUUAUCUGUCUAGUCGCAGUUGGGGCUUUCAUCCUCUACAAGUUCAAAAGGAAACUGCCAGGCAGAAACGUCUAUGCCCAGAUGCACAAUGAAAAAGAGCAGGAGAUGACAAGCCCUGUUAAUCACAGUGAGGACACCCAGAACAUCAUCCAGGGUGAGGAGUUUAUUGAUGAUGAUCUGGACUCUCAAACACUAGGUAACGCAAGAGUGACUCCUUCUGGGAGAAGUGGCAGCUUGAACAGCUACAGAGUUCCCCUAUUGCUGAUGCCGGUCAGUGUCCAGUCCCAGGCAAUCACUCAGGCGUGGUUUUGA